UCGAAUGAUAACCAUAGAACAUAUACAUAACCAUAAAACUGUUUAAGAGGCAAAUUUAAAAUAAAUAAAUUUUCUGGCUUUGAGUUUUAUCUUUUUAUGUUAUAAAUAUGUCCGAACAUGGUGCUUGUUUACAGACUUAUAAUCAAGAAUUAGUUAAAUGUUUGGAAGAGUUGAAAUCGAAUAGAGUAGGUCUUGUAGAAAUAAUAAAGAGAGAAGAGUCUGAACAAGCUGUUUUAGAACGCAACAUAUCCGUGUUACAGGAGAAGCUGCAUAAUAUUCAAAGUAAAUUAAAAUACCAUAAACAACUUUAUGAUGAUUACACUAGUACCAUACAAGAGACUGAAGCAGGAUUCAAGAAGAUAUUAGAGAGCAGUCAGACACUUCUUAAUCUUGUUCAGCACCAAGCUAAUAAACUUAAAAAUAAUACGUCCAAUUAAAAAAAAUUAAUUUAAUUCACAAAAUUACCUGAUACUGGAAAACAUUUUUUAUUACAAUCAAAAAGAAAAUCACAUGAGAUGAUUCAACAUAAAUGAAUUUCAGAGGAUUCAAUUCAAACUUGUAAACAAACUAUCAAUAUAUACAUAUCAGACUUAUAAUU
Molecule: messenger RNA, 598 nt
Organism: Coccinella septempunctata (seven-spotted ladybird)
Lineage: Eukaryota; Metazoa; Arthropoda; Insecta; Coleoptera; Coccinellidae
Product: Sjoegren syndrome nuclear autoantigen 1 homolog
Exons: 3
Coding region: 108-437 (109 amino acids)
Cellular component (GO): ciliary basal body; centrosome
Source: RefSeq, a predicted model, not a curated record